AUGCACAAUACAGAAAAGUUAUAUAUAAAGAAAAAACUGGAUGCUACAUUAUUUAUUUCUAAUUUUUAUAAUUGGUUUGAAAUUCACUUCAAAGGUACUUUAUUAAUACGAGAGAAUAGUAAUAUAAAGAAUGCAACAUUGAUAGAACUUAUAGAUAAUAAAAAACUAUUCUUAAAUGAAAUUAAUGCUUGUGAAGCAUUAUUAAAAUUGAAUGAUUAUGAUGAAAAUUGUGAUUCUUUAAGUGGUACCAUUAACGUGAAUGAUAAUAAAAAACAAACAAACAGCAACAGCAACAGCAACAACAACAACAACAACAAUAAUAAUAUACAACAUUGUAGUUACUCUACUAAUAGGUGGGGCAACUCUAGUUGCAGUGUCUUUGAUUAUUUUCAUAUUUUAAAAAUAGAAGAAUUGAAGAACUUUUUAAAAGAUUAUAUUCUUACAAAUAAAAAAAUAAAUAAAGAAUUCUUUGAUGUUAUCGAACAAGAUAUGAUUAACUGGAAGAACUUAUUUUUCUUUGGAAAUCAAAAAAAGAAACCAGGAUUCUUAGACUUUUUAUUAUUAUGUGUUUUAAAAAAACAAAAUAUUCACUCCAUUGAAGAAAGGCAUUAUAAAAAUUUUUAUAACUGGUUUAAUAUUAAUAAUAUAUGUGAUGUAUUAAAACAUAAAAAGGAAAAUGCCAAAAAUGAAGAUAAUACACAUAAGACAUCAAAUACUAAUUUUAUUCAACAAAUUAUUGAAGAAGAUUUAAAAAAUAAAAAACAUACACAUGUCAUUACUAGAUUUCCACCUGAACCUAAUGGCUAUUUACAUCUAGGUCAUGCAAAAAGUAUAUGUUUAAAUUUUGGUUUAUCAAAUAAAUAUGGUGGUAGAACCCAUUUACGUUUUGAUGACACGAACCCAGUUACGGAAGAAAUUAGAUAUAUAGAAUCCAUAAAAGAAGAUGUGAAAUGGUUAGGAUAUGAUUGGAAAGAACAUUUAUAUUUUGCUUCUAAUUAUUUUGAACAAUUAUAUGAAUGGGCCAAGAUAUUAAUAAAACAAGGAGAUGCAUAUGUAGAUGAUCAAAGUAUUGAAGAAAUACGAAAAAAUCGUGGGAAUUUAAAAGAACCAGGAAUUGAUUCACCAUAUAGAAAUAGAAGUGUUGAAGAAAAUUUACAAUUAUUUGAAAAUAUGAAAAAUGGUUUAUAUAAAGAAGGAGAGAAGGUAUUAAGAGCAAAAAUAGAUAUGACAUCUGGUAAUAUGAAUUUAAGAGAUCCAAUAUUAUAUCGUAUUAUGUUUAAAACACAUCCUAAAACAAAAAAUAAAUGGGUUAUAUAUCCAAUGUAUGAUUAUGCUCAUGGUCAAUCUGAUUCAAUUGAAAACAUUACACAUUCUAUAUGUACCUUAGAAUUUGAAACACAUAGACCUUUAUAUGAAUGGUUUCAAGAUAAAUUAAAUAUUUUUAAAACUAGACAAAUUGAAUUUGCUCGUUUAAAUGUAACAUAUAUGGUAAUGAGUAAAAGAAAAUUAUUAACAUUGGUUAAUGAAAAAUAUGUUAAUGAUUGGGAUGAUCCACGCAUGCCAACAAUAUCAGGAAUGAGAAGAAGAGGAUAUAGUCCAGAUGCUAUUAAAGAUUUUUGUAGUAAGGUGGGUAUAGCUAAGAGAGAAAAUAUGAUACCUCUUGAUCUUCUUGAAUUAUGUGUACGUGAAGAUAUGGAUAUAAAAGCUAUACGAUUAUUUGCAAUUCUUAAACCAUUGAAAGUAAUUAUAACAAAUUAUAAUCAUACUCCUGAUUAUUUAGAUAUUCACAAAUUAGUUGCUAGUAAUCAUCCAAAAUUUGAACAAAUGGGUUCUAGAAAUAUUCAAUUUGAAAAAGAAAUUUUUAUUGAUCAAGAUGAUUUUCAAGAAAUACCACAAGAUAAUUUCUUUAGACUAGCACCUAAUAGAACUGUUAGAUUAAGAUAUGCAUUUUGUAUUACAUGUAAUGAAGUUAUUAAAGAUGAUCAAGGUAGGGUUCUUGAAUUGAGAUGUACCUAUGAUCCCAGUAGUAAAAGUGGGCACUCAACAAAUCAAAAAAAAAGUGAUAACAAAAAAAGUGAUGACAUAAAGAAUGAUGACAUAAAGAAUGAUGACAUAAAGAAUGAUGACAAAAAGAAUGAUGUCAUAAAGAAUGAUGACAAAAAAAGUGAUGUCAUCCAACAAAAUAUUGAUGAUGAUAAUAUUACACAAGGAGAUAAUAAAAAAGUAAAAGCUACCAUCCAUUGGCUGUCUGCAAACAAUUCACAUCAAGCAGAAUUCAGAAUGUAUGAUAAACUAUUUACAAAGCCAAAUCCAGAAUCAAACGAAGACAAUGAACUCAUUCAAAAAAUUACAUCAACAACACAUCUUGAAAAUAAUACAAACAAUCAAAGUAAUGGUAAAGAUGAAUAUGCUUCUAGUUCAUUAUUACAAAAUGAUCAAUUAGAAGAUGAAUCUAAAAAUGCAGGAUGGAGAAAAUAUAUAAAUAAAAACUCAUUAAUUAUUUAUAAAGGACUAGUAGAGAAUUAUGCUACACGUUUUAAUGUAGGAGAUCCAAUACAAUUUGAAAGAGUCGGAUUUUUUACAAAAGAUAAAGAUACAACAAAUGAAUUACCAGUUUUUAAUUUGACAGUACCUCUAGUUGAUAAUACCAUGUUAAAAAAAAAAAAAGAAGAUCUACUACAAAAGGAAUUAGAUAAAUUGAAAAGAGAAAAAAUUGCUGCAGAGAGAAAAUUAAAAAAAGAGCAAAAAAAAAUAAGGGAGCAAAAAAAGAAAGAGCAAAAUGGAAACAAUUAG
Plasmodium adleri (nom. inval.) is the source of this 2793-nucleotide messenger RNA. Its product is annotated as glutamine--tRNA ligase, putative. Bases 1 to 2793 code for a protein of 930 amino acids. Gene Ontology annotation, molecular function: ATP binding; glutamine-tRNA ligase activity. The transcript has a single exon. Gene Ontology annotation, cellular component: cytosol; cytoplasm. The record is from RefSeq and is a predicted model, not a curated record. NCBI's taxonomy places the organism in Eukaryota, Apicomplexa, Aconoidasida, Haemosporida, Plasmodiidae. Gene Ontology annotation, biological process: translation; glutaminyl-tRNA aminoacylation.